This is a messenger RNA of Humulus lupulus (European hop), 5366 nucleotides long. RefSeq lists its product as uncharacterized. The record is from RefSeq and is a predicted model, not a curated record. NCBI's taxonomy places the organism in Eukaryota, Viridiplantae, Streptophyta, Magnoliopsida, Rosales, Cannabaceae. Bases 728 to 1771 code for a protein of 347 amino acids. The transcript is spliced from 2 exons.
UAACUUCUCUAGUGGAUAAGUUAUUUAUAAAUGUAGAUUUUUUUGUUCUCUGUGGACACAGUAUUGACUGUAUGUUUCGUUAUAUUAUCUUAUCUAUGACUGCAGUUAGUAUGUAUGUCAUUUGAUAUUCUAUCUUGUGGUUGCUGCAAACUAUCUAGAAAGUAACAUGCUAUUUGGUCAAAACAUAUGUUAAUAUAACAGUUAUUCAUAGGCCCAAUUGCACAAGCAAAAGUUUGAUACUAAUUUGAAUUUAUGAGUAUGACGUUUAAUUCACUUUUCAAGGGGUUGUUGUUUCUUGUUAAUCUAGUGUUUUUUAUGGUAGUGAAUUCUUCUGGAAUUUCAGGUUCAUAGGAACACGAGUAUGGUGAAUUUUCGAAGAGUUUUGUUAAUAGAAUAAGAGUUGGCUAUUUAGUAUAGUGGUGAAUUCUUCUAUUGAUCUUGUGGGAAAAUCAAACUAUUUUUAGGAGCAUUCCUAACUUAGAAUGUUUCUUGUAAGGCUGUCAAAUAUUCAAAGAUUUGACAGCUAUUCUUAUUCUAGGAAACUUAUUAAUUUGCUAAUUUAUUUUCUGUAUAUUUGUGAUUUGGUUCACACCUAUCAUAUACUUGUAUAAAUAUAUGUUCACUGAAUAGAAAUAAUAAUAGAUAAAAUUUUCCCAAUAUUUGUGACUUGGUAUGAGAGCCAAACCUACCCUUUCUCUCUCUGCCUUCUUCAUUUCCUUCAACCACCAUGUCAGAUGUUACCCAAGAAUCCACUCCAGCCAUUCCUAAUAUUGUUGAAUCCUCUAAAAUUACCCCUGAAUCUCACCCAGUUCAGAUCACCACCAUUCGACUUAAUGGUGAAAUUUUUUUGAGAUGGUCUCAGUCAAUCCGGACGUACAUGCGAGGACGUGGGAAGAUGGGCUACCUAACGGGAGAGAAGAAGACUCCCAAGGAGGACGAUCCGACGUACGCUGCCUGGGACGCAAAGAACUCUAUGGUGAUGACUUGGCUUGUUAACUCUAUGGAAGAAGACAUCAGCUCCAACUACAUGUGUUACCCAACUGCUAAGGAACUCUGGGACAAUGUAAAUCAGAAGUAUUCUGACUUGGAGAAUCAAUCUCAGAUUUUUGAGUUGAAUCUCAAACUCAGUGACAUAAAGCAAGGUGAGGAUACUAUUACUAAAUAUUUCACUUUUCUUAAAAGAAUAUGGCAGGAUCUUGAUCUCUUUGAUACUUAUGAAUGGAAAUCUACUGAGGAUGGACAACAUCAUAAGAAAACUGUUGAGAAUAAUCGGAUCUACAAGUUCUUGGAUGGCCUUAAUGUCGAGUUUGAUGAGGUAAGGGGGAGAAUUAUUGGUAGAUCACCGCUGCCUCCUAUUAGUGAGGUGUUCGCUGAGGUGAGAAGGGAAGAAAGUCGAAGGAACGUUAUGUUGGGAAAGAAGGCUGCUGGAACUAUUGUUGAGGGAUCAGCCUUGGCUUCCAAUAUGGGAGCAGGAAGCUCUAAACCUGCCUGGAACAAAUCUGAUGAGAAACCACGGGUGUGGUGCGACUUUUGUAACAAACCUCGCCAUACUCGUGAGACUUGCUGGCAGAUUCAUGGAAAACCAGCAAAUUGGAAGAGCAAAUCUGGGCGGGGACGUGGAGCACCUACAGCAAAUGAAGCUGAAACCAGCCCCUUUACCAAAGAGCAAAUGGAGCAUCUUCAAACAUUACUGAAAUCCACUCUGCAACCCUCUGGUAUUUCUGUUGCUUCUGUGGCACAUUCAGGACCGGAGUUCGGGGAAGACGAUUGACAGUGCUAGGAUGAGUAAUGGUCUCUACUAUUUUGAGGAUAUUCUAUCUAAUAAUAAAAUUGCUCAAGGACUUAGUAGUAUCAGUUCUUUUACUGUUUAUGAUCAAAUAAUGAUUUGACACUAUAGAUUGGGCUAUCGUAGUUUCUCUUAUUUAAAACGUUUGUUUCCUGGUUUAUUUAAGAAAUUAAACCCAUUAUCCUUUCGUUGUGAUAGUUCUUUACUGGCCAAGAGUCAACGUAAAUCUUAUAUCCAAAAAUCUUAUUGUCCUUCUAAACCAUUUUACCUUUUUCAUAGUGAUGUUUGAGGACUUUCUAAGGUCACCACAAUUUCUGGUAAAAGAUGGUUUGUUACGUUUAUAGACGACCAUACUCGUCUUUGUUGGGUUUACCUAAUGAAAGAAAAAUCUGAAGUGGCAAAAUUUUUUACCGAUUUUUAUUCUAUGAUUGAAACCCAAUUUCAAACUAAAAUCAGCAUUUUAAGAUCUGAUAAUGGUACAGAAUAUUUUAAUAAAAUUCUGGGCAGUUUUUUUAAGUGAAAAAGGCAUAUUACAUCAAUCUUCAUGUCCUGACACCCCUGAACAAAAUGGCUUAGCUGAACCCAAAAAUAAACAUUUGUUAGAAGUUGUUAGGGCUAUGAUGUUUUACAUGAAUAUGCCUAAAUAUUUGUGGGAAGAUGCUGUACUUACUGCCUCUUAUUUUUUAUUAACAGGAUGCUCACUCGUGUUUUACAGUACUCAACUCCUUUAUCUUGUUUCAAAAAAGGUUUUCCUAGUUCUCGGGUUUAUUCUGAAUUACCCUUAAAAAAUUUUGAUUGGACUGCUUAUGUACACAUUCCUAAAAGGUCUAAGUCUAAAUUUGAACCAAGAGCUGAAAAAUGUGUUUUUCUUGGGUAUCCCCUAAUAAAAAAGGAUAUAAGUGUUUCAAUCCUCUUACAAAAAAAAUUUAUAUUUCAAUGGAUGUUUCUUUCCUGGAACCUACUCCAUAUUUUCAGAAAAAUUUAAUUCAGGAAGAGAAUUUAGAAGAAUCAAAUUUUUGGGAACGUGUUCCUUUACCGAAUAUUAUAUUGGAUGCUUCUCCUUCUCUUAAAGAUGUUCAAACUAUUGAAACUGAAUUUGAAAUUGGUCUGUCAGAUAAAGAAAUACUACGAUUGAUUAAAAAUCGUCAAAAUCUUGAGCCUGUGGUUUAUACUAGAAAAAAUGUCAUUGAAAGAAAUAAAGACCAGCACCUUAUCUCAGAACCUGAUCAAUCUGAAGCCCUGAGUGAUGGUCAUCUGAAUACUCCAGGUAACAAUUCUCAUUCUAUUCAUCCUUUGCCUCCAAGUGUUACUAAUCUUGAAUCCGAGCCUUCUGUAGAAAUAGCACCAAGAAACAUUAACUCAGAUCUGCACCUUCCUAUUGCCAUUAGAAAAGGGACCCGAGCCUGUACUAAAUACCCUAUUGCCAAAUAUAUUUCAUAUAACCAACUGUCUGAAACGCAUAGAGCAUUUACCACAAAUAUUUCAGACCUUGUUGUGCCUAGAAACAUACAGGAAGCACUAGAGGAAUCAGCUUGGAAAUUAGUAGUGUUUGAAGAAAUGAAUGCCUUAAAAAAGAAUGAUACUUGGGAGAUGGUUGAGCUACCUGAGAAGAAAAAAGUUGUAGGCUGUAAGUGAGUUUUUACAGUAAAAACCAAAGCUGAUGGGAGUAUUGAGAGCUAUAAAGCUAGGCUUGUUGCAAAAGGCUUCACUCAAACCUAUGGGAUAGAUUAUCAAGAAACGUUUGCUCCUGUAGCAAAAAUAAACUCUAUUCGAGUGCUUCUUUCCCUUGCAGUGAACUCUAAUUGUCUGUUACAUCAAUUAGAUGUAAAAAAUGCAUUUCUUAAUGGAGAUCUGGAAGAAGAGGUAUUUAUGAGUCCUCCUCCUGGCUUUGAGAAGAGUUUUGAAGGGGGAAAAGUGUGCAAACUGAAGAAGUCCUUGUACGGACUUAAACAGUCUCCAAUAGCAUGGUUCGAGCGUUUUGGAAAGGUGAUAAAACACAAUAGAUACACUCAAAGUCAAGCUGAUCAUACUAUGUUUUAUAAACAUUCAAAGGAAGGUAAAGUUGCUAUCUUAAUUGUUUACGUAGAUGAUAUUGUGCUAAUAGGGAAUGAUCAUUGUGAACUAGAAGCUCUAAAGAAGAAGUUGGCUGAAGAAUUUGAAAUCAAGGACUUGGGUGCAUUAAAAUACUUUCUUGGAAUGGAGUUUGCUAGGUCCAAAGAAUGUAUCUUUAUAAAUCAGCGUAAAUAUGUCCUUGAUCUUCUGAAUGAGACUGGUUUGUUGGGGUGUAAGCCCGCUGAAACACCGGUUGAACCACACGAAAAAUUGCAACCCGCUCAAGAGGAGAAUGUGAAGGACAAAGAGUGCUAUCAAAGGCUGGUUGGAAGACUGAUUUAUCUAUCUCACACGUGUCCAGAUAUAGCAUUCACAGUGAGUAUGAUAAGUCAGUUCAUGCACUCACCUGGACCGAAACACUUCAAAGCUGUUUAUAGAAUUUUGAGAUACUUAAAGGGGACACCUGGGAGAGGACUCAUGUUCAAACCACGAGGUCAUCUACAAAUUGAGACUUAUACAGAUGUGGAUUAGGCUGGUCGUGUAGUGGAUAGAAGGUCUACCUCAGGCUAUUGUUCCUUUGUUGGAGGUAACUUAGUUACAUGGAGAAGUAAAAAGCAGAGUGUGGUUGCUAGAAGUAGUGCUGAAGCAGAAUUUCGAGCUGUUGCUCAAGGUAUUUGUGAGAUCUUGUGGAUAAGAAGGCUACUUGAAGAAUUGAAGGUAUCACAGUCAUCUCCUAUGAAGUUGUAUUGUGAUAACAAAGAAUUGAAGGUAUCACAGUCAUCUCCUAUGAAGUUGUAUUGUGAUAACAAGGCCGUUAUCUCAAUUUCACACAAUCUAGUUUUGCAUGAUCGUACAAAACAUGUGGAAGUGGACAAGCAUUUUAUUAAGGAGAAAAUAGAGGAUGGUUUAGUAUGUAUGACUUAUAUUCCUACUGAACAACAAGUAGCUGAUGUAUUCACAAAAGGAUUGUUUAAAAAACAGCUUGAUUUUUUGAAUAGCAAGCUAACUAUGGAGGAUAUUUUUAAACCAGCUUGAGGGGGAGUGUGGGAAAAUCAAAUUAUUUUUAGGAACAUUCCUAACUUAGAAUGAUUCUUGUAAGGCUGUCAAAUAUUCAAAGAUUUGACAGCUAUUCUUAUUCUAGGAAACUUAUUAAUUUGCUAAUUUAUUUUCUGUAUAUUUGUGAUUUGGUUCACACCUAUCAUAUACUUGUAUAAAUAUAUGUUCACUGAAUAGAAAUAAUAACAGAUAAAAUUUUCCCAAUAUUUGUGACUGAUCUAAUAAGGGUUGGAUAUUAUAGUGAGUCAUAGAAACUUGAGCAUAAUGAAUUAUAGAAGAGUUCAGCCUUCUAUUCAAUAGUCCAAAAAUGGUGGUUAGUAUAUUAAUUAAUCACCUUUUAUUUUGGGGAAGUUUACAUUACAGUUGCUAUACAAUUUAUAGGUAAUGAGAAUAGCUGACAAGGGAGCAGAUAUUGUGCGGAUAACAGUUCAGGGGAAGAAAGAAGCAGAUGCUUGUUUUGAAAUAAAAAAUU